AGAGAGAGAGAGAGAGAGAGAGAGAGAGAGAGAGAGAGAGAGAGAGAGAAACACAGCAAGAAAGCAGAAAGAGAGAGAGGGGGGCGCUUGUGGCUAAGGAAAGCGAUUGGGCGAGUUUGCUUUUAGGCGGCGGUUAUCAUUCUCGGUAGCAGAAGAACUUGUAUCCUGUCGAUUUGAAACCCGCUGCGUCGCGGAAACCUGGCUAUUUGUAAGAUUGAGAGGAAGACGGUCUUAAGAACACUGGAAAGGUCUAUUUUUAAGGUGUUAAAUCUUGGAAAGAGCCCUGUGGAAAGUGAAGAAGCUGCAUGUGCAUUAUCUCACCUGCUUUGAAAAGGCUUAAAGGAGCACCAUGGAUUUUGUGAUGAAGCAAGCUUUAGGUGGGGCCACCAAAGACAUGGGGAAGAUGCUGGGUGGGGAGGAGGAGAAGGACCCCGAUGCUCAGAAGAAAGAGGAGGAGAGGCAGGAGGCACUGAGGCAGCAGGAGGAGGAGAGGAAGGACAAGCACGCCCGCAUGGAGGCAGAAAGGGAGAAAGUACGGCAGCAGAUCCGAGACAAGUAUGGCUUGAAGAAGAAGGAGGAGAAGGAGGCGGAGGAGAAGGCAGCGAUGGAGCAGGCGUGCGAGGGCUCGCUCACGCGCCCCAAGAAGGCAAUCCCUACAGGCUGCGGGGACGAAGAUGAGGAGGACGAGGAGAGCAUCCUGGACACCGUGCUCAAGUUCCUGCCCGGGCCGCUGCAGGACAUGUUUAAGAAAAAGAAAACAUGACCAGGUAAACGCUGAAAUGUACAACUGCUGGGUGCGAUGCAAUGUUGGGGUCUCUUGUUGGACACCAUCUUGGUGGCUUGCUGCAGCUUUUUUUCUGUUGAGCAAAAAGUCAUCAUUUCCUGUCAGAGAAAGUGACACUUUUCUAAUGAAUACCUUUUCAUGAGCUUUCUUAAUGAGUGUGGAACUUUCCGGUAACAUAUUAAAACUUGUCAGGAACCCACUGAGACAGAAUGUGUGAUUCUCGCUAACUUUCACAGUUAUCCUGAAGAGGCACUUGGGAAGAGUGUGUCUUACAGAAUGCCUUUGUGCCUUUCCUGUUUUUUCAUUGUGGGCAUUAACAGCUCACAGGGAGCAUGCCUAUCCUCUCACUUUGUAUGGCAAAUAAUAGGAGCAGCACCGAAAGAUUCAAAUGAAAGAACUAUGAAUUAUUAUUCUGUAUUACAUGGAAGUACUGUACUCUAUAGAAAUUGCUUUAGCGGUCUCCUUGUCAAAAGUGUCCUGGGAAACAUUAUAGAGAAAAGCAGUUCCGGAAUCAGAAUAUCAAUGUAGUUACAUUGCACUUAAAUAGCAGUGUCAGCCAGACUACAAAUAUAGUAGGACUUGCAACCAGGUUCUUAUGCCGUUUUAAGACUUCUAGUGAUGAGGGAACGCAUUACAACUAGAAGAAGGUAUACCUGGAGGUUAUUCUUACAGAAUUAUAGCCUUUUCUGGUCCAAAAACCCUAAUAAACAUUAUCUCUCUGCCUAAAGAAUCAGAUCUGGUCAGAGGACUUGGAUAAAACCACAACAUUGAGGAGCCAGAGUCUAGUCACAGGUCUUUGACUUGCUGGGUUGUUUUGCUUUGUAAAAUCUAAUUUUAAUUGUUUUGCUCUGUGGAACUUUUUUCAAUAGUUAUUAAAGCCAUAUCGUUUUAGAGUGCAAUACUAAAUCUAAGCAGACAAAAUGGGUAAAUAAAUAAAUAAAUAAAUAGUUGUUCCUUGUUUUUUUCGUUCUAUGUAAUAUAUAUAUAUAUAUAUAUAUAUAUAUAUAUAUAUAUAUAUAUAUAUAUAUAUGAAAUGUCUGACAGAAAUGUUCUUUCUAAAAGCCACAGUAAUGAUGUCUACAUGUGCGUACACGUGUGCUUGUAUAUGUGUGUGUCUCCGUGUCUGUCCGUGAUGUUAGCUGUCGUUUCAUCUUGUCCCUGUCAUAGGUGUCUCUCUCUAUCUGACCCAUGUGCUUGAUUCCAAUUGUUAGUCUCCAUAAGCAAGGAAGUCUGAAGGUUACACAAAGGGUAGUCACAAAAUGGGGUAUUCUUCAGCAGUUAGCAGUCAGUUAAGGGAUGGAUGUUCUUAACCUGUUAGGCUUUUGGGCAGUCAUUAAAAAGCAUGAAAUAAUGCUACUCAAAGUACCUUUGAAUAGUUAGUUACCUUACACUGUAUGUGUAUGGCUACACUUUUUAUUGCUGUAGUGUACAGUGUUGGUAAUAGUUGUGAGGGACAGGAAGAAAUAAAGCAGCAUUACUCAAAUAAUUUUCAGCUUGGCUUGGUUUCACUUAUCAGGGGUUGGGGGAUCGCAACUGUCUGAUCCACAGUCAUUCAGCAGAGAACCCUGAGAUCUUACAGUGUGGCUAAAAAAUCCUGGAAGAAUGAUACGGUGGAGGUUCCUUUGAGAAACUGAUAUUCAAAUCGCAUGUUGGAGCGCUUCCUAGGCACGUCUAGUAGGCUAGUAAAUAUAUUUCAUUAUAAAAUAAAAACAAUGAGAAAGUUGCAAAUAAUGUAGCACAAUAAGAAGAAAAAAACAACACUCAUUCAAAAUUAGAAACUUUUGGUAAUACUUUACAUUAAAUGUCUCUAAUUACUGUGUAAAAAAAAUCUUUACAUGUUAAGUACAUUGUAACUCUGCAUAAUAGCAGUGUAACUAUGUGUAAGUACACAUGUAUUUACUAAGUAACUACUAUGUAAAUGCACAGUAAUUGUAGACAAUUCAUGUAAAGAGUUAGCACAGUUUGUGUUUGUAAAUUGUCAGAGCUAACUGAACUCUUGUCAGAUCCCUGAGUCCAGUGUUUGUCUCUAAACAGUUGCUCGUCGGUAGGGUGGCAUGCAGCAGCAGUCAUUCUGCCACUUUAAUGUAUUAAACUUUUAACGGGACAAAAGGGCUGAACGAGCCACAGAGACACCUGGCUGGUAAAGCUUGGAGGUUUUUGGCUCAGAUGAAACUCAAUUCAACACAUUCUAACACAAUGUGGUCUACUUAGAAAGCAUUAUUAAUAUUGUUAGAAUUAUUAUUAUUAUGUAUAGAUAGAUCUAAGAUGUCUUUUUUCCCAGUUGAGAGGUAUAUAUAAAAAUAAUAUGCUUUUGAAAUAGACAGAAACUUGUUUUAUUAGCCCCUUCCAAAGGCAGCCCCUAACACAGAAUCGUGUUCCCCGAACACCAUGCUGGGGGCUCCACACUUCUGGAGUUUCACAGCAAAGUGACGACCAAGAUUAACCCUGUUUAACACAGGAGAUCUAAUAAGGUAAUAGUCCAAGGUGGGCUGCAGACUGUGCAGGCUGAAUUAUUGCUAUUAAGUUGUAAGCUAACAAGCAGAGCAGAGCAGAGCAGGGCAGGAUAGGGCAGGGCAGGGCAGGGCAGGAUAGGGCAGGGCAGGGCAGGGCAGGGCAGGAUAGAGCAGAGCAGAGCAGAGCAGGGCAGGAUAGAGCAGGGCAGGAUA
Acipenser ruthenus (sterlet) is the source of this 3450-nucleotide messenger RNA. Its product is annotated as complexin-2. Bases 350 to 763 code for a protein of 137 amino acids. The record is from RefSeq and is a predicted model, not a curated record. Gene Ontology annotation, biological process: synaptic vesicle exocytosis; regulation of neurotransmitter secretion; neurotransmitter transport. Lineage: Eukaryota; Metazoa; Chordata; Actinopteri; Acipenseriformes; Acipenseridae. Gene Ontology annotation, cellular component: SNARE complex; terminal bouton. The transcript has 5 exons. Gene Ontology annotation, molecular function: syntaxin binding.